Messenger RNA from Trematomus bernacchii (emerald rockcod), 2227 nucleotides. It is a transcript of the gene nono, whose product is annotated as non-POU domain containing, octamer-binding. Gene Ontology annotation, cellular component: nucleus. Gene Ontology annotation, biological process: regulation of DNA-templated transcription. Lineage: Eukaryota; Metazoa; Chordata; Actinopteri; Perciformes; Nototheniidae. Bases 127 to 1413 code for a protein of 428 amino acids. The transcript has a single exon. Gene Ontology annotation, molecular function: RNA binding. The record is from RefSeq and is a predicted model, not a curated record.
GCUCACAAAAGCAGCCGUCUCCUCGCCAUUUUUUCGCAGCUCUUUGUGCGCCACUCUGCUUUAAGAGUUUGCGUGUUUUUUGACGAGCGAUUCGUCGACUCUGGUUUUAAUUCUUUAAUAGACAAAAUGCAAGGAAACAGAGGCCACCCCCAGCACAACCACGGGUCUAACCGCCCGGUGGAGCAGAAGAACACCAACGGCCAGCAGCCCGAGGAUCCUAGCAACGAGGCCUUAACCCUGGACCUGCAGAACUUCAGGAAACCCGGGGAGAAAACCUUCACCCAGCGGAGCAGGCUGUUCGUAGGAAACCUGCCCACCGGGACAUCUGAGGAGGAACUGGAGAAGCUAUUCGCCAAGUACGGCAAGGCCAAUGAAAUCUUUAUCAACAAGGAGAGAGGCUUCGGCUUCAUCCGGCUGGAGACCAGGAUCAUAGCAGAGAUAGCCAGAGCAGAGCUGGAUGAUACCCCGUUCAAAGGCAGGCCGGUCAGGGUGAGAUUUGCCACACACGGUGCAGCCUUAACUGUGAAAAAUCUGCCAGAUUUUGUGUCCAACGAGCUGCUGGAGGAGGCCUUCGCUGGCUUUGGCCAGAUAGAGAGAGCUGUAGUCAUAGUUGAUGAUCGUGGGAGGCCCACAGGGAAGGGAAUAGUGGAGUUCACCUCAAAGCCAGCUGCAAGAAAGGCUUUGGAUAAGUGCAGUGAUGGUGCCUAUCUUCUCACAGCCUUUCCUCGACCCAUUACAGUGGAACCCAUGGAGCAGCUGGAUGAAGAGGAGGGACUGUCAGAAAAAAUCAUUAACAAAAACCAGCAGUAUCACAAAGAGCGUGAGCAGCCACCAAGAUUUGCACAGCCGGGCUCCUUCGAGUUCGAGUAUGCCAUGCGCUGGAAGGCCCUGAUGGAGAUGGAGAAGCAGCAGUACGAGAUGGUGGACCGCAACAUGAAGGAGGCUCAGGAGAAGCUGGAGGUUGAGAUGGACGCGGCCAGACAUGAGCACCAGGUGAUGUUGAUGAGGCAGGACCUGCUGAGGCGUCAGGAGGAGCUGCGGAGGAUGGAGGAGCUCCACAAUCAGGAGGUGCUGAAGAGGAAACAGUCUGAGAUCCGUCAGGAGGAGGAACACCGGAGGAGAGAGGAGGAGAUGAGGAUGCGCAGUGAGGAGAUGCUGAAGAGGCAGCAGGAGGGCGGCUUCAGAGGCAACUUCCCUGAAAACAGGGAGCAAGAAAUCAGGAUGCACAUGGGCGGUCACGGGAUGAACAGAAACUCGCUGGGUGCCAAUGCUGGUCCUGCAGGUGCUCCUGCUGAGAAUGCUCCAAUGAUGCCAGGGCAAGGAAACAACAUGCCCGGGCCGGGCCAGGGAGGCUUCCCCAGGGGUCCCGCCGGGCCUGGAGACUAUGGACCCAACAAGCAACGCAGAUUUUGAAUAAUAUGCUUAAAAUCCUUUUUCAUACUCGCUGUAUUUUAAAGUUCAGGUAGUGAGGGGUUACUGGUUGAACAGGUGACAGUUGCAUGUAUUUACCAGCCGCUACAGCGUCUGUUUUUUUUGUUUUAGUUCUUUACCUUUUUUUUGUACCUUUUUUUUUUUUUUUGGGUUAUGUCUUUAGUACUAAACUGUCAUAACUCUGAAUGAGCCAUGUGUUUUACUUUUAUUUCUCAAAUUAUUGUAUUUUUCAUAUGGAUAGAGAAAGUUUUUUCGUCCUGAAAAUGUCGGCUUUUCUGAAAUAAAUUCAUGAUUCCCUAAGAAUUUAGAUUUCUCAAUGUUUUUCAAAGCAGCAUAUAGCUAAAAGUGACUCCAUCAAGACACAUUUUAUCUACAUGAUGGUCAUUUAUAGGUGGGGUUGUCUCACACUCAGUUCAGUUGGUGUUCACAGCUGUCAGCUGGAUGCCUGGCAUUGAUUAGAAUAUUGAUUUAAUGAUGAAUGGCCUGAAUCACAAUUAGAGGGAGCUUAUAAUGUUAAGGAGAUACAUUUAGGCAUCGUCAUUGUUUUUCAUGCCCUGGGCAUUUUUGAGACUUUGGGCUAUUUUUCUUCCAUAACAUGUCUUCUUUCAUACUAGUGAAAAAACUUAUCCUAAAAUACACAUUUAUCUGUUUAUUUACUUUGUCUUAAUUGCUUCUUGAGAUUUCUCCAUUAUUCACCUAAAGUUAGCUCACUUAAUACAUCAUUUGCAUAGUUAAACAUUUCAGAAAGAUCUUUCCGUUUCAUGGUGAUAUCUAUUGAAUAAAUAUUUUUACCCUA